Molecule: messenger RNA, 603 nt
Organism: Gryllus bimaculatus (two-spotted cricket)
Lineage: Eukaryota; Metazoa; Arthropoda; Insecta; Orthoptera; Gryllidae
Source: the annotation of a GenBank genome assembly
AUGGCCCCGGUGGUGGCCGGCGAAGUUAGCGGGCGGGAAAAGGGCACGGAAGGGCAGAGGGCAAAGGGUGAGGGCGAGGGUGGAGGGAAGCGGGCGAGGAAAGGAAGGGGGUGGGAGGAGGGGAGGGACAAUUGUGGACGAUCCCGGGAACCCCAAUGCCCCUGCCUCAGCGCGGCGCUGCGCCGUGGCGGCUGCGCCCAUGGGCGGGUGGUGGCAGGGCGGUGCGGGGGCGCGCCGCGGCGCCGCCGGCUCCUUCUCCGUUUGCUCCUGCUCCCGCUCCUCCUCCUCCUCCGCCGCCGCCCCAUGUUCGUGACCUGCUUCUUCUGCCGGCGCCGGCGGCGCCGCCGCCGCCACCGCCACCGCGCGCACAAGCACCGCCUCCGCGACCGCGACCGCCCGCGUCCGAAGGCGUCGCCGCGCCCGCCGGGCGGCGACGAGGCGGCGGGGGCCGGCGACGAGAGCGACGACGACGAGGUCCUCGCCACGCUCGCCUGCUUCGCCGCCAUGCCGCAGCCGGACGUGGAAAGCGAUUCUGUUUCCGGGUUGGACAGAUGUAUACAAGGAGUUUCUGGAGUGAUAAAUACUUAUGGAGUAGGAGUAUGA